GGAAUAGGCAGGUGGUGCUGGGAAAAGGAAAGAGAGAUAGAGAGAGAGAAGGUGGGUCCACCUCCAGGGGGAAAGGACAGGGCAGAGCGGGGCUUAGGCCUACCUACAGAGCCGAGGGAGAAGAGAAGGUACCGAGCGGCGGAGCCUCUUUCACAAUAGCAAUAACUCAUCGUCGGGCUGUCUGAGCCCUGAACAUACAGUGAGCUGUGUCCCUACUGACUCCUCAGAACCUGGGAAUCAUGUCUCCUUUCCACGACCCGUCGGGGGUCGCUGUGCCCAAACAAUGAGAGUCUGACAAUGGCCUGAUGCAAGAGUUCAGGACCUUGAUAGGAGGAACACUAUCAGGCAUGGAGGACAAGCGGAACAUCCAGAUCAUCGAGUGGGAGCACCUGGACAAGAAGAAGUUCUAUGUUUUUGGGGUGUGCAUGACCAUGAUAAUCCGGGUGAGCGUUUACCCCUUCACCCUCAUCCGGACGCGCCUGCAGGUGCAGAAGGGCAAGAGUCUGUACAACGGGACGUUUGAUGCUUUCGUGAAGAUCUUACGGACAGAAGGGGCGGCUGGAUUUUACAGGGGGUUCCUGGUCAAUACUUUUACUCUGAUUUCCGGCCAGUGCUAUGUGACCACCUAUGAGCUGACCCGCAAAUACGUUUCGCAGUACAGUAACAGCAACACUGUGAAGUCUUUGGUUGCCGGGGGUUCUGCCUCCCUGGUUGCACAGAGCAUCACGGUGCCUAUAGACGUGGUCUCCCAGCACCUUAUGAUGCAGCGCAAAGGAGAAAGUAUGGGGAGGUUCCGGGUGCAUGGCACAGACAGGAAGCAGACUGUAAUGUUUGGCCAGACCAAGGACAUAAUCCUGCAGAUAUUUCGUGCUGACGGUUUCCGAGGUUUCUACAGAGGUUACGUGGCUUCCCUGCUCACCUACAUCCCUAACAGUGCGGUCUGGUGGCCAUUCUACCACUUAUAUGCAGAGCAACUGUCACGCCUGAGCCCCAAUGACUGUCCUCACCUGCUGCUUCAGGCUAUAGCCGGACCAUUAGCUGCUGCCACCGCUUCUACCAUCACCAACCCUAUGGAUGUGAUAAGGGCACGAGUGCAGGUGGAAGGUAAGAACUCCAUCAUCAGUACCUUCAGGCAGCUAAUGGCAGAAGAAGGUCCAUGGGGGUUGACCAAAGGCCUCUCCGCCCGUAUCAUUUCCGCCACUCCUUCCACCAUAGUCAUCGUGGUGGGAUAUGAGACGCUGAAGAAACUCAGCUUGCGGCCGGAACUCGUGGACUCGAGACAUUGGUGAUGUCGGAGCUUGUGAACUCUUAUCUUGUCCAUCUCUGGUGCAACCUUGAGGGGAUGUGGAGAACGUGCUGGAACAUCAUGGGCCUUUCUCCGUACUUGGUUCUUCUGUGAGCCACUGCUGCUGGACUGAAUUGGGGCAACCGGAUACUGAGAAGCACAAGAGACUUCACAACUCUCCGAAACCAAAACCUGUGUAAUGCCCUUCCUUCUACCUAUCCCUCACACGCGUGUCAUAUAAAGGAGUGACCUCUCCUCUCGUUUUCAACAUUGUGAGAUUGUAUCUGCCUUUUUUUUUUUUUUCUGUUUUAAAAACACUGGGUAUUAGCCCCUUUUUUUACAAAGACUUCUAGAUUUUUACCAGAUGCCCUUUUAUUUAAUAUAAUUUAAUACAAUUGCCAAAUAGCACCAACCGAUAAUAGUGCGUUCUUGUUUUUGUUGUUUUUUAAAGAGGAAGUAUGCCUUUUUGUUUUGCAUCUCUUCAAGUAGAUUUGAGGGUGGAAUACUCCAAGCUACUUUAUUAGAGAUCUUUAUUAUAAAUUUAUUUUUGGAGUUUCUGUUUUCCUAAUUGUCUCUCCCCAGAAUCAACUUAAAGGAACAGUAACACCAAAAAAAUGAAAGUGUUUUAAAGUAAUAAAAAAUAUCAUGUAGUGUUACUCUUCACUGGUAAAACUGAUGUUUGCUUCAGAAACACUACUGUGGUUCAUAUAAACAAGCUGCUGUGUAGCCAUGGGGCAGCCAUUGAAGCACAGGAUACACAGUAGAUAACGGAUAAGUACUACUAUAGUUUAUAUAAAGAAGCUGCUGUGUAGCCAUGGGGGCAGCCAUUCAAGCACAGGAUACACAGUAGAUAAUGGAUAAGUACUACUAUAGUUUAUAUAAACAAGCUUCUGUAGUAGUGUUCAGUAGUGUUUCUGAAGCAAACACCCCAGUUUUACCAGUGCAGGGCAACACUGCAUUAUAUUUGUAUUAAUUUGAAACAUUUUCUUGUUUUGAUGUUACUGUUCCUUUAAAGGGAUACUAACCCUUAUAUAAGUGUAAGUCAGAACUACUGGCCUUUACUUUUUAAUGGAAAAGCAGGCAGUCUGCUUUUUCCCUUUGGAAUCUGCUACAGCUGUCCUUAUUGCACUAGGGGAGGAAUUUCAGCCUUCUGCAGUGCCAUAAAUGGGACAUUUUAAAAUAAAAAAGGCAAGGAAAGUGGCUCAUGGGAACGACCAGGGAAAAAAGUGUAAAUUUUCCUUUAAAAUGCUAUCUGGUAGUUAAAUCACUGGCCAUGUUAACAGGUCACCAGGCAGUAGACUAAAUAUAAAAUUAAUAAUUACCAUUAUCCAGACCGUGACUGAUUAAUCCUGAAUUCAGACAUAUAUGUGUUGCUAGGGUCAGUAAGCCUAGUAACCAGAUACGACUAAAUUCCAAACAUACUGGCGAGUUGCUUUGUUCAUUAUACUAAAAGUCUGUUAUCCAGUGAUUUGGACCUUCCAUACGAGUGGAUAGAGUAGAGGGGGGGAUCUUGUUGUUACUCUGGGUGAGUUAGUCCAGUCUUCUUGGCUUCUGUUACUAAAUAAAUUCUAAACCUAAGGGGAGGUUCUUUGUUUGUAUACUUGUAUUGCAGAUUUUUAUGUCUAUGUAUAUAUUUAAACUCUUUUUAAAAAGGAAUAUGAAAUGCUGAUAAUAACUGUGACUGUAUAAUAUGUACUUGGCUACUGGUUUUGUGGGCACUGGACCUGACCGGAGUCUCCCGGCAUCACCGGAUUAAUUCAACGUUUUUAACUCGUUCCCAGGCCCAGAGGCUGCGAAUUGGGUUCUGUUAAUGGUUUAACCCAAGUUUUAUUGCCUACAAUAAAUACUUUCCUCGCUGUGGACCAUCA
This is a messenger RNA of Xenopus laevis (African clawed frog), 3153 nucleotides long. It is a transcript of the gene slc25a44.L, whose product is annotated as solute carrier family 25 member 44 L homeolog. Gene Ontology annotation, biological process: branched-chain amino acid transport; branched-chain amino acid catabolic process. Gene Ontology annotation, cellular component: membrane; mitochondrion. Lineage: Eukaryota; Metazoa; Chordata; Amphibia; Anura; Pipidae. Gene Ontology annotation, molecular function: branched-chain amino acid transmembrane transporter activity. The record is from RefSeq and is marked provisional.